This is a messenger RNA of Kwoniella botswanensis, 3018 nucleotides long. RefSeq lists its product as uncharacterized. The record is from RefSeq and is a predicted model, not a curated record. Bases 1 to 3018 code for a protein of 1005 amino acids. The transcript is spliced from 10 exons. Gene Ontology annotation, molecular function: DNA binding; DNA ligase (ATP) activity; ATP binding. Gene Ontology annotation, cellular component: nucleus. NCBI's taxonomy places the organism in Eukaryota, Fungi, Basidiomycota, Tremellomycetes, Tremellales, Cryptococcaceae. Gene Ontology annotation, biological process: DNA recombination; lagging strand elongation; DNA repair.
AUGGCACCCAAGCGUCAGUUCAGACCAUCUACUCCUCCGCCAAAGAAGAAAGCCAAGAAAGGUGGUCAGCAACAGACGUCAAUAGCCAACUUCUUCACCUCACCUUCAAAGCCGAAACAAGUCGCAACGAACUGGCAUCAGCGUAAUGAUACGAUCAUCAGUAUAGAUGAUUCCGACGAUGACUUGCCUACUGCAGUGAAGAUCCAAGAGGGCGAUGAUAAGCUGGCCAGGAAGUUGGCGGCUGAAUGGGACGAGGAGGAUGAAAAGAAGGUUGAUAAAGGAAAAGCAAAGGCUAGUCCUACCAUAGAAGAUGACGAAGAAGAGGAUGAGGUAGUACCAGUGGAUGCACCUUAUUCUGAAGCUACAGGCGUCAAUGGGUCUUGCUCAAGUACACACCGGCUUUCUCCCAUGAGGAAUGGCAAGUCUGAGAACAAGACAGAGGAAAGCAAAGAUUCGAAACCUAUCGCAUCUAUAUUCGCCCCUCGACAAUCCAAACCACCUCUCCGAACACCUUCACCACCUGGAAUAGAACCUGACAUAAAGCCAAUUCUGGACUCACCAAGUAAAGUAGCAACUAUCACUUCCAUCUCCGCUGAACCUGUCGAUCCAAUCGAUUUCGAUACCGACGCGUUCCUGUUCAAACCUUCAGAAUUUGAUAUUUCGAAAUGGCCAAAGGGUAGAUUACCUUAUAGUAUACUUGUGGGAGUUUACGUACAAGUAUCAAGUACUCGAUCAAGAUUACUUAUAGUGAGAGUAUUGACCAAUUUCCUUCAUCUGUUACUUAAAGUAUCGCCUAUCGACCUGCCGCCAUCUUUAUACCUCCUCUCCAACCACCUCUUACCAAACUACAUACCUUGCGAGUUAGGUGUCGGAUCGCAGAUACUCAACAAGGCAGUGAUGUCGGUAUCGGGCCUACAACCUCGUGAUCUCAAGAAAUUAUGGGAUAAAUGGGGUGAUCCAGGAGAUGUGGCGUUCGAAGCUAAGAAUAACCUUCGUACACUCGUUAAACCUUCACCAUUACUUGUUGGGGAUGUAUAUACUAGACUUUUGGGACUAUCCAGAGUGAAGGGCAGUCAGAGUGGGAGGAUCAAAGGAGAUGUAGUCAGGAAAUUGAUGGUACAGGCUAGAGGAGAAGAAGUCAGGUUUCUGGUCAGGAGUAUGGUAGGAAAUCUGAGAAUCGGAGCAGUGCGAUUGACCCUCCUUACAGCGCUGGCAAGAGCCACCGCCCUCCUCCAUAUGCCAACAGAACUCAUCGACUCGGUCAGACCACUACCUCCGCCUCCUCAAAAGCUCGAAAAGGGCCAGAAGCGAGUUGCAAGACCCAAGGUCGAACCCGAUCCAGCAAGGGAGGAAGUGGAAGAAAGAUGCGUUGAAGCUACCAAGAUUGUCAGGAAGGUCUACGUUCGUCAUCCAAAUUAUGGUGAUUUGGUGGUCGGACUAGACCAUGGUGGUUUGAUAGAUCUGGAAGACAGGGUAGGGGUAAAUGUUGGUAUUCCCCUAUCACCCAUGUUGGGCUCGAUUACCCGAUCACUCAACGAAGUGUUCACUCGUCUGGGUACAUUGCCAUUCACUGCUGAAGCCAAGUUGGAUGGUCAGAGAGUACAGAUACAUGCUAGAGUUGAUGGGCCGCAGGGUGAAGAUGAUGGUGGCGGGAGAUGGGUACAGGGGGAUGAUGGGAAGGUAUGGGUAAGGCUAUUUAGCAGACAUCUCGAAGACAUGACCGAGAAAUAUCCAGAUGUCUGUCAAUUGAUUUUAACACUUUUAAUACGUCCACUGCCUUUCCAACCCAAUCCUUUCCCCCCAGACGCUUCAAAACCAUCUUCGAGUAUUACGGACUUGCUCAAGACACAGCAGAUCAAUUCGUUCAUCAUGGAUGCUGAAAUAGUAGCUGUCGAUAAGGAUACCGGAGCAUAUAGGACUUUCCAAGAUCUGUCAAAUAGGGCCAAGAAGGAUGUCAGAGUCGAGGAUAUCAAGGUUGUAGUAGGGGUUUUCGCUUUUGAUCUGAUGUUAUUGAAUGAUCAGCCUUUACUCGAUUCUCCAUUUUCUCAUCGACGUCAUCUCCUUCGUACCCUAUUCCAACCAUUUUCCAACCCCUCCGACCCCACUCUGGCGAGAUUCGCCCAUGUAGCCUCGCUCGAUUCCACAUCGUUGCAAGACGUUCCAGCAGAGAUGCAAGCGUUCUUCGAAUCAGUGGUAGAACAAAAAUGUGAAGGCUUAAUGGUGAAACUACUAGAGUCAGGUGAAGGGCUAACAGGUGAAGAUGAUGAAGAUGAUACCUCCAAUGUGGGUGAUACACCCUCUAAGAAAGGGAAAGGGAAAGGAGGGAAGAGAAAACCUUUACCUGCGACCUAUGAACCUGAUCAACGAAGUCAGGGAUGGUUGAAAGUUAAGAAAGAUUACCUGGAAGGUUUGGGCGAUUCGCUCGACCUAGUCCCUAUCGGAGCGUGGUGGGGACAAGGCCGGAAAGCAGGAUGGUGGAGUCCAAUCUUACUGGCUUGUUAUAAUCCGGAAUCGGGAGCUUUGGAAGCUGUAUGCAAGUGUAUAUCAGGAUUUUCGGAUCAGUUCUAUAAAGAUCUGCUUAAACGUUUCCCUCCUGAAGGAUUACCUGAAAAAUGCAAUAAAACUACCCCACUAGGUUUUUACGAUACAGGUGGAUUGAGACCGGAUUUUUGGUUCUUGCCAUGUGAAGUAUGGGAGAUACGUGGUGCCGAUAUAACCCUAUCACCUGUUUAUCCAGCUGCAUCUUCCCAACUAGGUUCCGAGCGUGGUCUGUCAAUCAGGUUUCCUAGAUUUAUGAAGAUUCGAGAAGAUAAGACGUGGGAGCAAGCUACAACUAGCGAACAGUUUGCGGAGAUGUAUAGGAAACAAAUCAAAGAUGCUCCGACAAAAGAUCAAUCUAGCUCUAACAAGAAUGGGAAUGACAAGGUGGAAGAGGUUAUAAGGAGAGAUUCGGAUGAUGAGGAUAUAAGAGAUUUGGAGGAUGAAGGAGAAGCUGAUGGAGUAGAAGAGGAGGAUUGA